This is a messenger RNA of Staurois parvus, 477 nucleotides long. The record is from the annotation of a GenBank genome assembly. NCBI's taxonomy places the organism in Eukaryota, Metazoa, Chordata, Amphibia, Anura, Ranidae.
AAAUUUGCACUACAGCUCAAGGCCAAUCUUGAGAACAUCACCCGGCUUCGGCCAGUAGGAGAUGACUUCCGCUGGUUUCUGAAGCUGAAGUGUGGGAACUGCGGAGAGGUGUCAGACAAAUGGCAGUAUAUAACGCUAAUGGACAGCACCCCUCUGAAAGGAGGCAGAGGCAGUGCCAGCAUGGUACAGAAGUGUAAGCUGUGCUCCCGGGAAAACUCUAUUGAUAUACUGAGCACUUCCAUGCACCCGUACAAUGCUGAAGAUAGUGAAAAAUUUAAGACUAUAGUGGAGUUCGAGUGUCGAGGACUAGAACCUGUAGACUUUCAGCCACAGGCAGGCUUUGCUGCUGAAGGUGCAGAGACUGGAACGCUCUUCAAUGAAAUUAACUUGCAAGAAAAGGACUGGACGGAUUAUGAUGAAAAGGCAAAAGAAUCUGUGGGGAUCUAUGAAGUGACACAUCAAUUUAAAAAAUGUUGA